CCCUAAGCCCCCAUCUUCCCACCACCACUGCAUUUCAAUAUUUAAAAGCCUCUCUCCAAAAUAAAAUAUUUUACUCAAAAUGUGACGCAAGAACUGCCCAAUAUGCAAAGAAAACUGACCAACCAGAUAUUUGGGGAAGGGACAUUAAAAGGAUCAUGUAUAGUAUCAAGUAGCCAUUGCCCUUAACAAUCUAGCUUGUAAGCUCUCUACCCAGAAUCCACAAAUUUUCUUACAAGCAAUAGAAAAGAGAAAAAAAAAACUGCAAAUUCCGGGCAAGUUUUGAGUUUCCAAUCUCCAUGAAUCAAUCAAUUUGGCUAUUUUCUCUUCUAUCUUUUAUGUUCUUCCAUGUGGAAGCACAAACUACCCUAGAGCAGGGGACUGUAGUGACUUCUCCAGAAAUUGCCACUUCUUUCCGGCCAAGCCUUGCAGUUGUUAUUGGAAUCCUGUGUAUCAUGUUUUCCCUGACGUUUAUACUCAUUGUAUAUGCAAAAUUCUGUCACAGGACAGCUUCUGUUCACGCCGAUCAACAGGGGCUUAACAGAACGAGUUCUCGAUUCUCUGGGAUUGACAAAACGGUGAUUGAAUCGCUUCCUUUCUUUCGGUUCUCUUCGCUCAAAGGUUCAAGGGAAGGUCUUGAAUGCGCAGUGUGCUUGUCAAAAUUUGAAGACAUUGAAGUCCUCAGGUUGCUGCCUAAGUGUAAACAUGCCUUUCACAUUGGCUGUGUUGAUCAGUGGCUUGAGAACCACUCAAGCUGUCCUCUUUGCAGGCACAAGGUCUCCGCGGAGGACCUCACCAUCUUCACAUAUUCGACAAGUUUGAGGUUCUUGUGGGACAAGUCGGAGCUGCGAGAGGAUUCAAACUUAGAGCUCUUUGUCCAGAGAGAGGAAGAUCAUCAUCAUGGGUCUUCAAGGUUCAGCAGUGGGAGCAGCUUUCGGAAACCCGAAAACAGUAGAAAGGAAGAAGAACUGCCCAUUCGAGAAGAGAGUAGCGAUGGCGAUGAAGAACAGAAACUCUUUCACAAGCUCAAUCACAAGAUCAUUGUAUCCGAUGUUGUCUAUAAGAACCGGUGGAGCAAUGUGAGCUCUUCAGACCUUCUGUUUUUGAACUCAGAGAUGAUCAAUGCUAUGUCAAGUGAUAGAUUUUCUCCUUUGGAUGCAACUAAUGGGCAACUGGAAACAACAAGGGCGAUCGACGAUGACCAGAUCAUGAAGAUCAAGGAGGAAAUGGACAGGAAGAGAUUGUUCGCAAGCAAGGCUAAUUCGGUUCCACUCUCUGCCGGUCAUUCAUCUACUUCAGGUUCCGAAACAAAUCCAAGUUCUAGGCCAGAGCUUGUAGCCUCAGCCGAGCAAAGGUCGAAGUCGGAGAUUACAGCUCUUUCGAGGUUCGCGGAGAAGAAUAAAUUGGGAGUGUCUGCAUUUCCUGAAAAUGGUAUGAAGGAGGAAAGAAAGAGAAAGCUUUGGUUGCCAAUUGCUAGAAGAACAGUUCAGUGGUUUGCUGCCAACAGAGAAAGAAGUCCUCAAGAGUCUCAGCACUCGAGGCAGUCUUUAAAUGUAUAAAAACAGAACGAGUUCAUCAAAACCAUAGUAGCAGGUUUUUACGCUCUUGAAGACUGCUGCCAUUGAUGGACAAGAAGUGAGCUAGAUUUCCAAGUAGGUAGUAUUUAUUUACUGAGAAUUCAAGUUCAGGGGGAACAGUAACAUGUUCAAUUCAAUUAUUUCCAUGAUUUCUCAUGAACAAUUCAACAUAAUUUUCAGUUUAUGAUGUCCAUUACUCACAAACAGAUUAACAAGAGAUGUAACUGCUUCAUCACGAAAGUUUCCUUGAAGAUUUAAUUCCAU
Messenger RNA from Malania oleifera, 1838 nucleotides. RefSeq names its product E3 ubiquitin-protein ligase ATL42-like. Lineage: Eukaryota; Viridiplantae; Streptophyta; Magnoliopsida; Santalales; Ximeniaceae. Bases 297 to 1556 code for a protein of 419 amino acids. The record is from RefSeq and is a predicted model, not a curated record. The transcript has a single exon.